AUGUUCCGUCAUACUAGAGGUCAUCGAGGCCUCAUACCUGCAGUGACCAAACGACUAAAAAGUACAACAACAAGUCAGGGACCAGAGAGACAACCACUUCAAUCUAUCCUGAUUGCCAACAGAGGAGAAAUUGCUCUCCGAGUUGGUAAGACGGCUGCACAGUAUGGUAUCAGGACGACAACCCUCUACACCGACCCAGAUGCACACAGUCAACAUGCCUUGAGCUCUCCCUUUGCUAUCAAUCUCAGUGACCCUAGUCAAUACCUCAAUGGCGACCGAAUCAUUCAGACCGCUCGCGAUCACGGUUGUCAAGCCAUUCAUCCUGGUUACGGUUUCCUUAGUGAGAACGCAGACUUCGCCAAGAAGUGUACCGAAGCAGGACUCAAGUUUAUCGGACCUCCAUGGAAAGCUAUCGAGGCAAUGGGCGACAAAAGUCGUUCUAAGGAUAUCAUGACUUCGGCUGGCGUUCCCUGCAUUCCUGGCUAUCAUGGCACAAACCAAGACCCCGACUUCCUCAAAGACCAAGCAGCACAUAUUGGAUAUCCUGUCUUGCUAAAAGCUGUCAAAGGCGGAGGUGGUAAAGGUAUGCGGAUCUCUAGAUCACCCGACGACUUCUUGGAUCAACUAGCCUCUGCAAAGUCUGAAGCCAUGAGUUCCUUCAGUGACGAUGUCAUGCUGGUUGAGAAAUACAUCACCACACCACGACACAUCGAGGUCCAAGUUUUUGCUGACAAGCACGGAAACUGUGUUGCACUAGGCGAGAGAGAUUGCAGUAUCCAGAGAAGACAUCAGAAGAUUCUUGAAGAAUCACCAGCACCACAUCUUGACGAAGCUUUGCGACAAGACCUCUGGGACAAGGCCCGAUCAGCUGCUCUCGCCGUGGCUUACGAAGGUGCUGGUACUGUUGAGUUCAUCUUUGACAACGACUCAGGCGAAUUCUUCUUCAUGGAAAUGAACACUCGAUUACAAGUCGAGCAUCCAGUCACCGAGAUGGUAACCGGUGAAGAUCUCGUGCAUUGGCAAAUUCUCGUCGCGGAAGGAGGCAAAUUGCCCCUGACUCAGGAAGAAGUGCACGAGAGAAUCAAGACUCGUGGUCACGCAAUCGAAGCCCGCAUCUAUGCAGAGAAUCCUGACAUGACCCCUGAGAUUACCGACACCGUACGCAUCGAUGCAGGAUUUGCUGUUGGAGAUGAAGUCACAUCACAUUAUGAUCCAAUGAUCGCAAAACUCAUCAUACAAGGUCCAGACAGACACGCAGCGCUGCAGAAGAUGAAGACAGCCCUCGAGGAGUAUGAGAUUGCUGGGCCAAUCACUAACAUCGAGUUUGUCAAGCGUAUGUGCGUCAGUCCCAAAUUUGUUGCUGGCGAGGUCGAAACUGGUUACAUUGAGAAAAACAAGGAGGAAUUGUUCCGCAAAGUUGAGGUACCACACGAAGCCUGGACGCAAGCAGCUAUUGGAUUGUAUAUCGCCGAGCAAGGAUUAAGUGGCAAUGAGUCUAUCUUAUCUUCUCAGACCAUCGGCUUCAACACUGGACUAUCUGGUCCAAGAACCUUCGACCUGGUUGAGAUUCCAGCGGAUGGCAACAGCAGUAGCGCGUCGUCUGUCACUGCACGCGUACAACACGUAGGCCCGCACACUUUCUCUGUCUCGGUGGGAGACCAACAAGCUCUCCAAGUCACCAGCAAGCUUGACCAGACCAGCAAUAUUCUCCAAUCCUUCUAUCCUCACACCAGGNNCUUGGAAACGAGAGUGAUACGAGACCCUGAAACCAACAACCUGAUCCUCUUCCAGCAAGGACGACAAUACCGACUACAGCUCGCGGUUCCCAAGUGGGCUGAGAAAGCAUUAGGGUUGAAAGAUGUCGCGAACAGCGUUCUAGCACCUAUGCCUUGCAAAGUCCUCCGUGUUGAGGUAGAAGAAGGUGCAACCGUUACCAAGAACCAGGCUCUUGUUGUAAUUGAGAGUAUGAAGAUGGAGACGGUCAUCAGAGCACCUCACGACGGCGUUAUUGCGAAAGUCGUGCACAAGGCUGGUGAUUUGUGCAAAGCUGGUACCGCUCUGGUGGAGUUCGCUGGAGAAGAGGAUGAGAAGACAUCGUGA
Aureobasidium musti is the source of this 2100-nucleotide messenger RNA. Lineage: Eukaryota; Fungi; Ascomycota; Dothideomycetes; Dothideales; Saccotheciaceae. The record is from the annotation of a GenBank genome assembly.